Molecule: messenger RNA, 466 nt
Organism: Staurois parvus
Lineage: Eukaryota; Metazoa; Chordata; Amphibia; Anura; Ranidae
Source: the annotation of a GenBank genome assembly
GGUGUGCUGUGUCCCUUGGACACAGCGGAUCAUCGAUCAUGGAAAGAGCCAAAGAUGAUGUCGGCUCAGUCAUGUGAUCAGCUGUGUCCAAUCACAGCUGAUCACAUGGGACAUGUACACUGAUCAUCAGGGCACUGAUGAUCAGUGUGCCCUGAUGAUCAAUGUAGCCCCGGCAGUGCCACCUGUCAGUGUCCAUCAGUGCCUUAUGUCAGUGCUCAUCAGUGCCUCGUGCCAGUGCCACAUCAGUGCCACAUAUCAGUACACACCAGUGCACAUCAAUGCCACAUAUCAGUGCCCAUCUGAGCUGCCUUUCAGUGCCACCUAUCAGUGCCAGUCAGUGCCACCUAUCAAUGCCAGUCAGUGUCACCUAUCAGUGCUGCCAAUCAGUGCCAGUCAGUGCCGCCAAUCAGUGCCAGUCAGUGCUGCCUAUCAGUGCGCAUCAGUGCUGCCUAUCAGUGCCUGUCAG